Molecule: messenger RNA, 1592 nt
Organism: Paecilomyces variotii
Lineage: Eukaryota; Fungi; Ascomycota; Eurotiomycetes; Eurotiales; Thermoascaceae
Product: acyl-CoA dehydrogenase/oxidase
Exons: 3
Coding region: 179-1480 (433 amino acids)
Biological process (GO): fatty acid beta-oxidation using acyl-CoA dehydrogenase; butyrate catabolic process
Molecular function (GO): flavin adenine dinucleotide binding
Source: RefSeq, a predicted model, not a curated record
UAUCGAACACUCGCGUGUGCAAGGGAUAUUAUACAUAAACGCGUUAUCUCCUUAGCAGAAGUAUCGAUAUACUUUUUGAUUACAUACAUCCAGGUAUUUCUUUUUCACGCAGAAGGAUUUAUAUAUAGGUAACCUUCGUUUUUACACCAUCACCUUUGCAAGUAAGACACCGAACCAAAUGAUCGACUUCACACUUACCCCCUCCCAACGGGAACUACAACAAUCCACACGUACCUUCGCUCAAACGCACCUCUCUACCGCACCAUCCCUCUACUCCUCUCACGGCGAUCAACGAUCGCGCUUCGAAUCCAUCCUCCCUCUAUACCGCCGCGCCGUGUGCUCUGGUCUCAUCAAGGCCCAAAUCCCCAUACCAUUCGGUGGGACGAACGCUAGUCUUAUCGAUGCUGCGAUCCAGCUCGAGGAACUCUACGCCGUCGAGACGAGUGUGAGUUUAACUAUUUUUGCGAAUGGGUUGGGAUUAACCCCGUUGAUAUUGGCCGGGAGCGAGGAGCAGAGGGGAAAGUUUCUAGAGCCGUUUUUGAGGGAGGAUGGGGAGCCGUUGGCGAGUUUGAUGCAUUCGGAGCCUGAGGGGACGGCGAAUUGGUUAGAGAAGGGGGGAAAGGGGUUGCAGACGACGGCGAGGAGGGAGGAUGGUGGGGAUGGGUGGGUGAUUAAUGGGGAGAAGCUGUGGACAACCAAUAGCAGCGGUUGGGAUGGAAAAGGCGCCGAUCUCCAAUGCGUCGUAUGUCGAUAUUCACCAGAUGGAAGCCCUCAGGACCCUUCCGCCGAUCCAGCAUCUUCUAUCCUUAUCCUCAUCGUCACCCGUGAAGUCAUUGCGCAGAAUCCUCCGACCGCAUAUACAAUCCUUUCUGAACCCGAACUAGCCGGCCACGUCGCUGUGACGAAUCCUCACACGCGCUUUACCAACUUUCGCGUCCCCGAAUCGCAUCUGCUCUGUCCACCCGGGACUGGCGCUGCGGUGGUGGAACAAGCAUUCACAUCCUCCGCAGCUCUAGUUGGCGCGAUGGCAGUGGGAUUGAUGAGAGCCGCAUUCGAAGCUGCGUUGAAGUUCGCGAAGGAAGAUUCUCGCGGGGGCGCAAACCCGAUUAUUUAUCACCAGAGCGUUGCUGAUCUCCUCAUGGAUAUGAAGAUGAAAGCGGACUCGACGAGGCUUGUUACUUGGAAAGCACUGCAUUGUCUACAGAGUAGUGGGCCAGAGGUGGAUUUCAAUGCAAGAUUUGAAGGGUGCUUGCAGGCGAAGAUUUUUGGAUCGGAAGCGGCGGUGCAGUGUGUGAUGGAUGGGAUGAAGGUUGUAGGGAUGACGUCGUAUAAUAAGGAUCAACCGUUUUCACGGUUGCUCAAUGAUGCUAUAUGUCUGCCCUUGUUUGAUGGUGGUAAUGUAGGUAUUCGACGACGGCAGAUGGAGAAGAUAUUCCAGGAUGAGCAGUAUAAGCCAUGGGUGGCAACUUACGGCGCAUGAUGGUACGAGUAUAGAACAUAGUUCUAAUACUUACGUUGAGGCCGUAUAAGCUUACAAGGUAUAUGUGAAGUUUGAUUCUAUGAUAUCACAUGAAUAAUAUUAUGGUAUAAAA